AACACGCAUCCGUGCAUAAAGUUCAAAUUCAGAGCAGUAGACCCAUCGAGAACGCAAAUAUUACAAACUAAACGACUUCGGCUUCACUUCAUAUUUGUUAAAAGAAGCUUUGUUUGAAAGUCAGCACCACUUGUUGCCUCUUCUUGGCAACAUUUUAACCGACUUUUCUGGGCAUACCUGGGUGGCGAACAUGACCUGAAGAGUUGCGUUUUGGAGGAUGAGCUGCUCCUGAUCUCUUCUGAUGACGAUGAAGCCUGGAAGUGGCCUUCUCUCGCCGCCGUGGACAAGCCGGCGCUCAGGUGUCUUGUGCGGACAAAGCAGACUACCUGGGGAGAGCUCACACGCCUGAUGAUGGUGAUUGUGGUGGUGGCGGUGAUGAUGACAGCCGGGAUUUAAGACAUUCUUCCCCGCUGUUGGGAUGCGACGGUGAGAGAGUGAAAAGAGAAAGUAUCUUGUCGCCAUGGCCUCGGAGACGGUCUGCGGGCUGAUAUUCAGGCUGAUACUGCCUGUCUGCCUCACUGCUGCUUGUGUCUUCAGGUACAAUGUGCUGUCCUUCGUCUACCUCAUCUACCUCCUGCUUAUUCCGCUCUUUCCUGAGCCCACGUGCACAACCAUGCAGGGCCACACGGGACGUCUGCUGCUGUCUCUGUGCUUCACCAGUUUGUCCUUCCUGCUCGUCCACAUCAUCUAUCAGAUUACUGUCAACAGCCUCCUGGCCAGGAACUCCAUCGAUUCCGAAUUCAACUGUUCCUCAUGGGAAAAAUCCAUACGGCAAAUUGGAUUUGAGAGUGUGAUCGGUGCUGAUGCCGUGAACGGCAUCCGAGUGUUCAUCCCGGACAUCGGCAUGUUCAUGGCGGGCGUGGCCAUCUGGAUGCUGUGUCGCAGUUUGAUCCAGAAGAGGCCGCCUGAGGACAUGGGGCAGUACAAUGCCGACUUUGAAGCAGAGGACCAAGAAGAAGACGAGAAGCUGAGUCUAGAAGACCACAUCCUCUUGGAGGAGGACUCUGACAGAGGCUACGAAGCCGAAGAAGAUGAAGAGAAUGAUGGGCAGGAGGAUGAUGAAGAAGAGGAGGAGGAGGAAGAAAAGGAGAGCGCCAAGAUGAAGAUCCUGCGACUGGUGGCAGAAGUUGCGUCCAAAGUGAAGGAAGUCAUCGGGAACUUAAUCACCACAGCGGGUCAGGUGGUGGUGACCAUCUUGUUGGGAAUAACAGGGAUGAUGCUGCCAUCUUUGACCUCGGCAGUCUAUUUCUUCAUCUUCCUUUUUCUGUGCACCUGGUGGUCUCUGCGGCGGACCUUUGACACGCUGCUCUUCAGCUGCAUGUGCGUCUUGAUGGCCAUCUUCAGUGCCGGACAUCUGGUCGUCCUCUACCUCUACCAGUUCCAGUCCUUCCAGGAGUCCGUUGUGCCAGAAGACAGCUACAUCAGGUACUUCGGCAUGUCCCCUGUCAUCCAGAAUGACUGCACCAGGACGUGGAAGCUGAUCAGGAAUUCUAAACGCAAGUGGCACCACUUCGUCAACCCCAUCAUGCUGCUGGUCCUCUACUACACACUGGCCACACUCAUCCGCCUCUGGCUGCAGGAGCCCGUUGAGGAGCUGAUGGGUGACAAGGAGGAAGCCAUGUCCGAGGAGGAGGAGGAACUGGUCGGAAACGGGACGAAUAAUUCAGCCAACAGGAAGAGGCAGUUGUGGUGGGAAUCCCGGCAAGGAACAGAUGAGAAAAAUCUGCUCUCUACCCAGGACGGCAUCAGUACAACUGAGGUUGUUCUCGCCCCAAAUGGAACAUCCUUCAACUUUGUCACUGAUAACGGACCCGUCUAUCCGGACUUGUACUCCACUCCGCAGUACAAAACGGACCAGUGCGGUAAUUGUACAGAAAAGGAGGACAUGGACAUCUAUGAGGUGAGUCUUCCUCCAGAGGACGGGGUGGUGGCAGGCGGGGAGAAGUCUGAGAAAGACGAGGACGCCAUAAGGAAAAGGGGAGUGGGAGCCAUGGUGAAGGUCUUCCACUUCAUCAUGAAGCAGAGCUAUAUCUGCGCUCUCAUCGCCAUGAUGGCCUGGAGCAUCACCUACAUCACCUGGCUGACGUUUGUUUUUCUCAUUUGGUCCUGCAUGCUGUGGAUGGUGCGCGACCGACGGCGCUAUGCCAUGUUGUCCUCACCCUUCAUGGUGGCUUAUGGCAACCUGCUGAUAGUCCUGCAGUACAUCUUCAGCUUUGAGGGAAUUACGCAUGUCCCAGGACUCUCCGUUGAGAAGACAAACCUGUUUCACUCGCUGUCCUCCAAGGUCUUAUGUCUGCUGAGCUUCUGGUUGCUGCUGAGGCAGACGCUCACAGAGAGGUCAGAAAAACAGAAGGACGACGAAGCGGGCCUCUCAGAUGUUCACGUGGAUGACCAAAAGAUAAAGGAGAAAGAUGAGUCUGAGCAUGAGGACGAGCACGACGUCAUGCACGUGCUUGGCAGUAUGGUCAUGGCGCUGCUGGUCAAGUACUGGAUUUACAUCUGCGGUGGCAUGUUCUUCUUUGUCAGCUUCGAGGGAACCAUUGUCAUGUACAAGAUCAUUUACAUGAUGAUGUUCCUCUCCUGUGUGGCGCUCUAUCAGGUGCAUUACGAGUGGUGGCGGAGAAUCCUGAAGUACUUUUGGAUGUCGGUGGUGAUGUACACCAUGCUGGUGCUCAUUGCCGUUUACACCUUCCAGUUCAGACCCGACACGGCAGACAACAAAGACAGCUUGAAGGACCUCGGCCUUGAGAAGUUCUCGGUCUCGGAGCUGUUCACCAGGAUCUUCAUUCCCACGUCCUUCCUGCUGGUGUGCAUCCUGCACCUGCACUACUUCCACGACCGCUUCCUGCAGCUCACCGACCUCCAGGCAGUGGUGGCCAAAGAGGAGAGCACCAUCUACAGGUUGGCUCACCCGGACGGCAGCCUGGCAGACCUUACCAUGCUCAGCGUGGGCUCUGCCGACGCCUCGUUAUCCAGGAGUAGGGAGGAGCAGGAGUCGCAGAGCGAGAGGGCCGAAUGGGGCAUGUCCGCGGAGCAGACUCUUGUGGUGGUGAGAGAUGAUGCGGGAUCGGCUGGCACCAAGCCUGGCAGCCUCUCCGACGCCAGACAGUCCAGCACAGAGGAGAGCCACCGCUUCAGUGUGGGCACCGAGCCAGAACCAAGCACCGAGCAGAGCUCCGACAUGAAGAGCAAAUGGCACCUGGUGGUCGACCGCCUCACUGUGCUCUUCCUCAAGUUCCUGGAGUACUUUCACAAGCUGCAGCUGUUCAUCUGGUGGCUCCUGGAGAUCCACAUCAUCAAGAUUGUGUCGUGCUACAUCGUCUUGUUCGCCAUCCAAGAGGUGUCUUUGCUCAACUAUGUGUUCCUUGCGUCAUGGGCCUUUGCCCUGCCCUACAGCCAGUAUCGCCCCCUGGCCUCCAGCGUCUGCUCUGUGUGGACGUGUGUCAUCAUUGUGUGUAAAAUGUUGUACCAGCUCAAGUCCAUCAAGCCACUGUCCUACUCCAAGAUGUGCACCAUGCCGGCAGCCUACACCGCUGAGCAGGAGAAGGAAAUGCAGGACUCCGUACUCUAUCAGGGUCUGGUGGAUCCAGCCAACUGGGUGGGCCUGCAGAAGACUGACAACCUGCUUGGCUACAUCAGGCACAACCUCCUCAUUUUGGCCAUCUUGGCAUUCGAGGUGACCGUUUAUCGCCAUCAGCAAUACUUUCGACUGAGAAACAAGCUGGCGCCUCCUGCCGCCAGGAUCAUUUUCCACGACAUCACACGACAACACCUGGACAUCGGCAUUGUCUAUUUCAUCAAAUACUUCAUCAACUACUUCUUCUACAAGUUUGGACUUGAGACGUGCCUGCUGCUGGGUGUCAAUGUGAUCGGGCAACGUAUGGACUUCUACGCCAUGCUCCACGCCUUCGCCCUGAUAACGGUCAUGUACCGACGCAGGAGGAAAGCCAUCGCAGAGACCUGGCCCAAGUACUGCUGCUUCCUGGCAUGCAUGCUGACUUUCCAGUACUUCGUCUGCAUCGGGAUCCCCCCGGCCGCCUGUAAAGACUAUCCUUGGAGAUUCCCAAACUCCAAGACAGACUCCAAUGUGGUCAAGUGGCUCUAUGUCCCCGAUUUCCUCUCCAGGCCCAAUCCAUCCUUCCUUAUCUAUGACUUCAUGCUGCUGCUGUGUGCCUCGAUGCAGAGGCAAGUGUUUGAUGACGAAAACAAAGCGGCCGUCCGCAUCAUGGCCGGAGACAACGUGGAGAUCUGCAGGGAUCUGGAUGCAUCCUCCUUCAGUGUCCACAACCCGGUCCCGGAUUUCAUCCACUGCAGGUCCUACCUGGACAUGCUGAAGGUCAUCAUGUUCAGCUACCUGUUCUGGUUCGUCCUGACCAUAAUCUUCAUCACGGGCACCACGCGUAUCAGCGUCUUCUGCAUGGGCUACCUGGUGGCGUGUUUCUACUUCCUGCUAUUUGGUGGCGAACUCUUGCUCAAGCCCAUCAAGAAGAUCCUCCACUACUGGGACUUCCUGAUCGCCUACAACAUCUUUGUCAUCACCAUGAAGAACAUUUUGUCUAUCUUGGCUUGUGGCUACAUCAACUCACUGAUCCCAAACCAGUGCUGGCUCAUCCAGCUCUUCAGCCUGGCCUGUACCAUCAAGGAGUACAACAUCAACACCAACCAGGACCACCUGAACAUCGACGAGAAGUGCGAGCUUCCCAGUGACGAGGCAGGCAUCAUCUGGGACAGCAUCUGCUUUGCCUUCCUGCUGCUGCAGCGUCGCGUCUUCAUGAGCUACUACUUCCUACACGUGGUGGCCGACAUCAGAGCCUCGCAGAUCCUUGCUUCUAGAGGGGCGGAGCUUUUCCAAGCCACCAUAGUGAAGGCGGUACGGGCGCGACUGGAGGAGGAACGGAAAUCUGUGGAGCAGCUGAAGCGACAGAUGGAGCGCAUUAAGGUGAGGCAGCAAAAGUUCAAGCGGGGCAAAGAGAAGAUGCUGAGCAUGGUGCAAGAGUCUGCAGAGGGUCAGACGCUCGUCCAGCCCCAGGAGGAUGAUGACGGAGCACAGCGAGCGAAAGCCAAGACCAAAAAAAAGCACUGGUGGAGGCCGUGGGUUGAUCAUGCUUCUAUGGUUAGAAGUGGAGAAUAUUACUUGUUUGAAACCGACAGCGAGGAGGAGGAGGAGGAGGAUGAAGAGCAGAAGGAGGAGGAGCCACCAAAGAAGUCUGCAUUUCAACGAGCUAUCGGGAAGUUUGUGUCGGCAGUUCUGGCUUUGCCCAAGUCUGUGAUAAAGCUUCCAAAAACUGUGCUCCAUUAUGUAGUGAAAGCAGGCAAGUUCCUCUACCACACCUGGAUCACCGGCCCCAAAGCUGCCCUGAAGGCGCGAGGCAAGGGGAAACGCAAAUUUUGGAAGAGAUACCCAAAGGGAGUGCAGCACAAGAAAAAGAGAAAACAGGCAGCUCCCGUGGGCAUCGAGGUGGGCGAGCUGUCAGACAGCCAAGAAAAUGACGACGACAACAAUUCUGGCCCAGACAACAUCAUGAAGCGAGUGUUCAACAUCAUCAAGUUCACGUGCGUGCUCCUGCAAACCACUGUGGACAGCUUCACUAAGUGGAUGAACGAGGUGUGCAGGGAGUACAUCGACAUCUCCACCGUGCUGCGCAUCGAGCGCUGCAUGCUCACCAGAGAGGUCAAGAAGGGCAACGUGCCGUCCCGGGAGAGCAUUCACGUUUACUAUCAGAAGGCCAUGAGGCUCAACCUUUCGCGGCAGGCCAGCAUGGACUUGCUCAGUGAGGACGAAUCGAUAGGGGGCUCGACGAGGCACCGCCGAGGGCGGAGGGGCUACCCCAUGGAGAGCCAGGCCUCCACGGCCUCCAGGGACAGCGUAUCAAGCGCCUACACUGAGGCCACCACGCUGUUCUCUCGCCAGUCCACACUGGAGGACCUGGACGGGAUGCCGGAGUGCAUCCCCAAAACCAGCGAGCGUGCCCGGCCCAAGCUGCGUAAGAUGUAUGGCCUGGACGUGUCCAAUUCGUCCAUGGACAGCUGCAGUAGCUUCGUGUCCAGACAGGGCACCACAGAAACUAUAGAAGAAGAAGUGGGCGAUGAGCGAGCUCAAGAGAAGGAUGAGCCACACUUUCCUUGGAAAUCCCAGGAGUUGGAUGAACCGGAGGAGGAGAAGGGCGGAGCUUGCAGUCGAGGGGGCACCAAGGAGGAGGAGCAGGAAGACCAGAACAAUGACGAGGAGAUGCUUGGUGUAAUUGAAGGACAGGAAGUACAGAACGAGGAAAUAAAUGUUCUCUGGGGGUCUUUUAGCCAAGGGGAAGGCUCCUCCCACAGACCGCAGGAAGUGGAAUCUGUUGGCUCCUCCCAGGAGAAAGUCAUCAGCGAGAGUGAUGAUGUCACGCAUGAAGCCCAAGUGGGGACGUUCUGCCCUGGAGACACCGAUGCCUCCAAGACGUCUGAUGUCGAAGUGCCUCCCAGCUACAGCAAGGCGGUCAGCUUCGACCGACUGGAGGUCAGCGAUGAUGACAGCGAUGUCGACAGGAGGCGGCAGCGCAUGAUGAUGACCUCGGACAGUCGCUCGGACAGCAGGUCUGACAUCAUGCUGCCCUCCAUGACCACUGAGCUGACCGCCAGUGAACUGCUGCUCAACAAGAUGUUUUAUGACGAGGAGCUGGACCAAUCAGAGAAGUUCUACAACAGCCAGCCGCUGGUGCUGCAACUGUGCUACGCCCUCUACAACAUGUUGGUGGCGCACUCCGAGAUGGUGUGCUACCUGGUCAUCAUCAUCAACCACAUGGUGUCGGCCAAUUUUGCCACCCUGGUUCUGCCCGUCACCAUCUUCCUGUGGGCAAUGCUGUCAGUGCCGCGGCCCAGCAAGCGCUACUGGAUGACCGCCAUCGUCUACACUGAGGUCACCAUUGUCAUCAAGUACUUCUUCCAGUUUGGUUUCUUCCCCUUCAACCAGAGCAAAAUAGGCAAGGACAAACCCUACCACCCUCCCAACAUCAUCGGGGUGGAGAAGAAGGACGGUUACGUCCACUAUGACCUGGUCCAGUUACUGGCACUCUUCUUCCACAGAUCCAUCCUCAAGUGCCAUGGCCUGUGGGACGAGGACGAUCCGAAGGAAAGGAAGGAGCAGUCCCGUCACAGCGAAUCUGAAGACGAAGAGCGGGAAAAGGACGAGAGUGAGAUUGAGUCGGAACCCGUCUCCAUGCUGGUCCGUGAGAGACGUGGCUCCACUCAAACCUUGAGAUCCAUCAACUUCGGCACCUCCAUAGACUCGGGGCAUGUACAGCUGCACAACUCGCAGCAGCCCACCUACCAGCGCCGCCUGAGCUCCGGUGGAGCCUCGCACAUCUCGCACAGAUCCCUGCACUCCUCUGCUCGGUCCAAACGAGGAAGUACGGCCUCUCACAGCGACAGCCACAAAGACGGCAGUGAGGCCAGCGUCCAUCAAAAGAGCAGGAAGCAGAUGAUCUUGGAGAAGCUGAAGGAGCAGUUCUUCAAGGCCAAAGCUUUCGCCGUAAAGAAGUUCAUGGAGGUCUACGUGCCCAUGAGGCAGUUCUUCUAUGACCUCAUUCAUCCCGACUACAGUGCUGUGACUGACGUUUACGUGCUCAUGUUCUUGGCCGACACGGUGGACUUCAUCAUCAUCGUCUUUGGCUUCUGGGCCUUUGGCAAACACUCAGCGGCGGACAUCACUUCUUCCCUGUCUGAGGAUCAGGUGCCAGGACCCUUCUUAGUCAUGGUCCUGAUCCAGUUUGGCACCAUGGUGGUGGACCGGGCCCUCUACCUGCGGAAGUCCGUCAUGGGCAAGGUCAUUUUCCAGGUCAUCCUGGUCUUCGGCAUCCACUUCUGGAUGUUCUUCAUCCUGCCGGGAAUCACAGAGAAGCGUUUCAACAAGAACAACGUGGCUCAGAUGUGGUAUUUUGUCAAGUGCAUCUAUUUUGGGCUGUCGGCCUAUCAGAUCCGCUGUGGCUAUCCUACCCGCGUGCUGGGGAACUUUCUUACCAAGAGCUACAACUACGUCAACCUCUUCCUCUUCCAAGGGUUCCGACUCGUCCCAUUCCUGACAGAGCUACGCGCCGUGAUGGACUGGGUGUGGACGGACACGUCUCUGUCCCUGUCCAGCUGGAUCUGCGUGGAGGACAUCUACGCUCACAUCUUCAUCCUCAAAUGCUGGCGGGAGUCUGAGAAGCGGUAUCCCCAGCCGCGCGGCCAGAAGAAGAAGAAGGUGGUGAAAUAUGGAAUGGGCGGGAUGAUCGUGAUGCUGCUGAUCUGCAUCGUCUGGUUCCCGCUGCUCUUCAUGUCCCUCGUCAAGUCAGUCGCCGGCGUGGUCAACACCCCGCUGGACGUCUCCUUCGAGAUCACGCUCGCCGGUUUUCAGCCCAUCUUCACCAUGAGCGCUCAGCAAAAACAACUGCAGGAAGUCACAGAGGAGGAGUUUCAGACGUUUCUAAAAUUGUACAAUGAUGACAACGAGGCGCUGCAGUGGCUGGAGGGCUAUACGCCAGGCGACCUGAUCAUCGCCGAGCUCAAAGGCAGCUCCAACUCCCUGUGGACCAUCAGCCCUCCCAGCAGGAACACCCUCAUUGACAUGCUGGACAUGGACGAGGACUUCCUCAUCACAGUGUCCUGGUCCGUGCAACGAAACCUCACUCUGGGCGCCAAGGCUGAGGUAGCAUCCGGCAAACAUGUGACCAAGCUGGACGAGGACACAAAGAAGAAGCUGAUAUUGCUGCUCAAUGGAACCAACAGUAAUUCACACGUGACGCUCAGCAACAUCUUCCCUCGUUACAUAAGAGCGCCCAGCGACUCGGAUGCUAAACCUGUGGAGCAGCUUCAUAAAGACAACAAGAUGUUGAACAUCAGCCUGAGCUUGAGGCAAGUCCAGACGGAACAGCGGCAGCUGCAGGAGUGGUGGAUCGUCAACCAGACGGAAAACGGUCCCAUCGACAAGAAGAGUCAGAGCUGCGACGCCUGUCUGGAGUUGUACGUGUUCAGCGAUCAAGUCAGCCCACCCAGUCUGGGCUUCCUGGCGGGAUACGGCAUCAUGGGCCUGUACGCCUCGGUGGUCCUGGUCAUCGGCAAGUUUGUGCGCGAGUUCUUCAGCGGCAUCUCCCACACCAUCAUGUUCGAGGAGCUACCCAACGUGGACCGCAUCCUCAAGCUGUGCACCGACAUCUUCCUGGUGCGGGAGACAGGCGAGCUGGACCUGGAGGAGGACAUGUACGCCAAGCUCAUCUUCCUGUACCGCUCGCCGGAGACCAUGAUCAAGUGGACACGGGAGAAGACCCAGUGAAGCGAGGACCUUUUUUGUUAAUUGAACAUGUGGGGGCGUGUCACAGCGCCGUUUUUUUGUCACCCACGUGGAGCACAAAUCUGCUGGUGCUGGAUGAAAGACUUUUCCUAACAUGAAGAUGAUGCUUUUGUACAGCUCAUUUCCUGCGCAACAGUCUGCUGUGUUUUUCUACGUGGACAAGAAGGACAUCCAAAGAGAUUCCCACCUUUUUAAAGCACAAAUGUCUUCUCCAACUGGAACGCUUGCAAGACGGGACAGGGAAUUCUUUUUGGUUUCAGUUGGGAGAGCCACUUGUCAUUCGUCACGGCUUCUUCGGUGUCUUCACUUUCUCAGGAAGUGCUCUUGUCACACGUGGCGUAUUCCUUGUACGACGUCACCACACGGGGUGAGGACCAGAAACUCACAAGGACUCUUGAUGAAACGGCAUGCCAUGAAACGAGACAAACUUCCCGUGCCUUCACCUGGCCAAUCAUCUUGGAGUUUCCCAAUCGGGGUAAUGUGCGUGGAACAGGUGAACCUGAAGGGAAAAAGGGCUGAAUGGUUCCGACUAUGCAUUAGAUCACAUUGUAGCAUGAGAGAAACGCUUCAUUAUUACUAAUACUUAUUGAUAAGAUUAUUGGGAAGACAUGGAGGUCAAAAGUGUUUGUUAAGGCUAUCAUGGCGGGCAAGAUGAAUAAAACGAAUGGAACGCUGCCUUAUUUGGUUUGUGUUUGCCGUCAUUCCCAGCAUUCCACAAUGUGAGUCCCAGUCUUCAAAAAUACACAGUGGUCGAGUGGUUAGCGCGCAGGCGUUUAAUUCACACAUUUAAUUCACGCGUUUAAAACACGCGUUUAAUUCCACCCUCGGCCAUCUUUGUGUGGAGUUUGCAUGUUCUCCCUGUGCAUGCAUGGGUUUUUUCCCGGGUACUCCUCCCACAUUUCAAAAACAUGCUAGGUUAAUUAAUUGAUUAAUUAAUUAAUUGGCGACUCCAAAUUGUCCAUAGGUAUGAAUGUGUGAAUGGUUGUUUGUCUAUAUGUGCCCUGUGAUUGGCUGGCCACCAGGGUGUACCCUGCCUCUAGCCCGAAGACAGCUGGGAUAGGCGCCAGCACCCCCUCUGCGGUAGAAAAUGAUUGUCACACAGCUUGACUCUCCACAACAAGUUCUAAAUGCUGGUGUUGCUGUACUUACAUAAGCUGAGGGCAGAGGGGCGUGCGUGCAAAAUGACUUAUUUGCCGCAUGUGUCAGGCAUAAACCAAGCUAAACCCCACUCACACGGCCAGCAAAGGCCAGCAUUCUUAAAUGCAAAUUUUUCUGCCUUUUGUAUGAAGUUGUGGACUCCUAUAGAGCAGCUACACAUAAUAACCCACACAGAAAGCUUUCUAGUUCUUCCAGAAUCUACACCUAUUCAGCUGUAUUUCUUUGGAUUUUCUGGAGUUCAAGUAUCUCAGGGUCUUGUUUACAAGUGAGGGAAAGUAGGACCAUGAGGUUGAUGGGCGAAUCAGCGUGGCGUCACUGUACCGGCCCUGUAUUGAGAUUGCGUAUACAAGUGGCUAAAUGAGUUUCCUCUGUGGGGUAGCUAGACUCGCCCUAAGAGAGAGGGUGAGGGGCAUCUAGCCCGGCUGGGAGAAGGCCCCGGGGCACCUAGGACACGCUGGAGGGAUUAUGUCUCACAGCUGGCCUGGGAACGCCUUGGUGUCCUCCCGGUGGAGCUGGAGGAGGUGGCUAGGGACCGGGAAGUCUGGGUUUGGUAUGGAAUGGAAAAAAUGAUUUUAAACAGGGUAGAUUUCCACUUUCAUGCCUAGAGGACUUGUUAGGAAGUGUAUUUAUGAAAUAUUCAAUUUAUCAAUUAACCCUAGCAAACAAUGUAUGACUAUCUCCCCCUUUCAUGUUUUGGCUAAAAAAACUGUCAGUAAUGUUAAAACAAUGCUAGUCGAAGUCAAAUGGGUUAAAAAGGAAAACAAACAGUAAAUUGGCUUUUAAGACUAGAGUAAAAUAAAUCCCACACAUUGAAAGUAUUUAUUAUUGAUGUGCAAACAUAUACAUCAGAUAUACUUUUUUUUU
Messenger RNA from Doryrhamphus excisus (bluestripe pipefish), 11329 nucleotides. It is a transcript of the gene piezo2b, whose product is annotated as piezo-type mechanosensitive ion channel component 2b. The record is from RefSeq and is a predicted model, not a curated record. Gene Ontology annotation, cellular component: membrane. Lineage: Eukaryota; Metazoa; Chordata; Actinopteri; Syngnathiformes; Syngnathidae. Gene Ontology annotation, molecular function: mechanosensitive monoatomic ion channel activity.